Messenger RNA from Platichthys flesus (European flounder), 1835 nucleotides. Its product is annotated as S-adenosylmethionine synthase-like. Gene Ontology annotation, molecular function: methionine adenosyltransferase activity; ATP binding. The transcript has 9 exons. Gene Ontology annotation, biological process: S-adenosylmethionine biosynthetic process. Bases 164 to 1351 code for a protein of 395 amino acids. Lineage: Eukaryota; Metazoa; Chordata; Actinopteri; Pleuronectiformes; Pleuronectidae. Gene Ontology annotation, cellular component: cytosol. The record is from RefSeq and is a predicted model, not a curated record.
CUGCCCUGCCUUGGACUGUGAUAUUCGACAGCAGCCAGAGUCUAGAGCACCGAUCUAACGGUCUUGGUCCUGUUUGGAUAAGAAAGGCAACUUGUGCCAGAGCAGCUUCUCUCCUGGUUCCACCAGCUCAGCCCACGUCAGGCAGCUCCCAGAGGGAUCAAGAAUGAACGGCACAAUGAAUGGGGACUCCAACCACGACCAUCAGGAGGGGUCCUUCAUGUUCACCUCCGAGUCGGUGGGAGAGGGACAUCCCGAUAAGAUCUGUGAUCAGAUCAGUGAUGCUGUGCUGGACGCUCACCUGAAGCAAGACCCCGACGCCAAAGUGGCUUGUGAGACGGUGUGUAAGACGGGCAUGGUGCUGCUCUGUGGUGAGAUCACGUCCCUCGCCAACGUGGACUACCAGAAGGUGGUGAGAGACACCAUCCGACACAUCGGCUACGACAACUCAGCCAAAGGCUUCGAUUAUAAGACCUGUAAUGUGCUGGUGGCCCUCGAGCAGCAGUCGCCUGACAUCGCACAGGGAGUUCACAUCGACCGCCUGGAGAACGACAUCGGAGCUGGAGACCAGGGUCUGAUGUUCGGCUACGCCACAGACGAGACGGAGGAGUGCAUGCCCCUCACCAUCGUCCUCGCACACAAGCUCAACGCUAAGAUGGCCGAACUCAGACGCAGCGGGGAGGUUCCCUGGCUCCGGCCCGACUCCAAGACACAGGUGACGGUUCACUACACCCAGGAGAACGGGGCCGUGAUCCCCCGGAGGGUCCACACCGUGGUGAUCUCCGUGCAGCACGACGACUACGUGAGUCUGGAGGAGCAGAAGGAGGUUCUGAAGGAGAAGGUCAUCAAGGUGGUGGUGCCCGCGAGGUACCUGGACGAGAAGACCAUCUACCACCUGCAGCCCAGCGGACGCUUUGUGAUCGGUGGACCUCAGGGUGACGCUGGAGUGACGGGCAGGAAGAUCAUCGUGGACACAUACGGGGGCUGGGGGGCCCACGGCGGGGGGGCCUUCUCUGGAAAGGACUACACCAAGGUCGACCGCUCGGCGGCCUACGCCGCCCGCUGGGUGGCCAAGUCUCUGGUGAAGGCCAAACUGUGCAGGAGGGUCCUGGUGCAGGUUGCGUACGCGAUCGGCGUCGCUCACCCUCUGUCCAUCUCCGUGUUCACCUUCGGCUCCUCUCAGAAGAGCGAGACCGAGCUGCUGCACAUCGUCAAGAAGAACUUUGACCUCCGACCCGGCGUCAUCGUCAGGGACCUGGACCUGAGGAGACCAAUCUACCAGAACACGGCGUGUUACGGACACUUCGGCAGGAAGGAGUUUCCCUGGGAAACCCCGAAGAACCUCAACUUCUAGUGUGUCUGUGUACCGUGUGUGAGAGUGUGUGUUGGGGUAUGUGUGUGUGUGUGUGUGUGUGUGUUUUGUGGUAUAGAUAGCGACCCUCGUGCUCCUGAAACCUAGUAGGAGGAAGGCAGCUGCCAGCGGACCAGGGGGGGGACGGGUCGGGGUGGGGGUGCAGAUAACCUCUGGUCAUUGGACGAGGAGCGUCGCUCUUCAACGGAAACAAGAAUCCAAGAAGUGAGCCUCUUGGUAUUCCUGUCACGGGCCGGCACUCGGUUUCACACAGUUGUCGUUCGCAGCUAUUUUGGCUUUUCAGACCAAAGUUUGAAGGAGAUCAGCCAAUCACACGUCAGCAGAGACGUUCAGAACCACAACGAGGCCGCAACAACAACCACAAAUACACACUUUUGUAUUUUUGUACGACUGAUACUCUGACACAGGGCCUGUGGGUGUCCCAGGUUUGGAUGUGAGGCUGAAGCAAUAAAGACUGUGAAGCUUU